Nerophis lumbriciformis (worm pipefish) is the source of this 7373-nucleotide messenger RNA. RefSeq lists its product as uncharacterized. The record is from RefSeq and is a predicted model, not a curated record. Lineage: Eukaryota; Metazoa; Chordata; Actinopteri; Syngnathiformes; Syngnathidae.
GAAGAAGAAAAAGACGAAGAAGAAGAAGAAGACGAAGAAGAAAAUGAUGAAAACCAGCGACAACUUUUAUCAUUUUUAAUAACUUUCAUCGUAAUGGAGGACUCCUGACUUCACGCUGCCAACCUGUCAGCUUAUGCUGCGUGCUGACGUCCACUUCCUGCCAUGGACUCGGAGCUGCUGAUUGGUUGGCAGCUGGAGAGGGUGGGGCUCCAACAGGAAGUGCGGCGGCUGCAGGAGGAGCUGGUAGAGAGUCGAGCGGAAAAAGAGGAGCUGGCAUCCAGGAUCCGGGCCCUCAAUGAGCGUCUGGAGCUGCCCCCCCUGCAGCAUGAGGACCAGGAGCACAUGGCGUGCAGGAGGCAGGCCCGCCAUGCCCGGGAGAGAGAAGCUCGCCAGGCUCUGCUCCUCCACCGCCUCCAGAACAAGGUGUUGCAGUACAGGGAUCAAUGUCACAACUUGGACAUUCACCUCAAACGACUCCAAGCACAGCAAAGUUCCGGUGACCACUGUGGGCCUCUGGAGAGCGCCCUCCUCAGGCUGGAAGAGGAACAACGCAGGUCUGCUGGCCUGGCCGAGACCAACUCCUUUCUCCGCCAGCACCUGGACCAAUCAGAGCAGGUCAACCUGGCCCUGAGAGAGGACGUCUGCAAGCACACCUCCACUUGGACUGCAGCUCUGGAGGAGGCCCAGCACCAAGCAUCUAAUUGGCAGAGAGAACUGGAGUGUGUGUCAGGUCACAUGGCUCGGCAGCAGGCUCAGACCUUGUGUGUGUGGAGGACCACCAUGGCGCUCAGACAAGACUGUCGCUCUGUCAGGACCGCCACCGACAGGGAUCUGUUGGAGCUGAAGGCGGACCUCUCCCGUCUGUCCUUGUCCAUCCUCUCCAGCUUUGACUCCUCCUCCUUGAGCCUCCUCAAACUCUCCCCCCUCCCUCCCCCGCCUUCUGACCUCCUGCCCUCAAGCCUCCACCCGCUUCUACGCCCCCUCGCCUCCUCCACUUCCACCCUCGGAACCUUCACCGUGGGCGAGCUGGAGGUGGAGCCAGAGGACAGCAUGCUGGAGCACAGCCAACCAGACACAAGCCUGGAAAGUGUGACUAAAGCCAUCAUCAAGCUGUCUCGGGUGUUGAACAGCAGCGCCCCCCCACACUCUGUGCACGGCACCUCCUCCCUGUUGUCCGUCCUGUCCGACACCGAGAGCGCCCUCCAUUGGAGGCACCAGGAAGCGCAGAGGGCGGAGCUUACUGUGCGACGGCUGACCGAGGAGAAGACCUUGCUGCAGACACGACUGAAACUGCUGGAGGACGACAACCAGCAUCUUCACAAAAAUGCACUGGCGCUCACGCACCAACUCAACAGAGAUCGGGAGGCCACAUCUACACGGCAAGCACUGGAGAGCCAGCUUCACCAGAAGGGAGAGGUGGAGCUUCGUAGCAAGGAAGGAGUGGUUCACAGCAAGGAGGCGGAGUUUCAGAAAAGAGAGGCGGUCCUCUGUCAGAGAGAGGUGGAGCUUCGCAGCAAGGAAGGUGAGAUGCAAAGCCAGGAGGCGGAGCUACAGAAGAGAGAGGCGGAGCUUCGCAGCAAGGAAGAGGAGACGCAAAGCAAGGAGGCGGAGCUACAGAAAAGAGAGGAGGUGGAGCGUGGUAGCGAGGAAGAGGAGAAACAACGCAAGGAGGCGGAGCUACGGAAGAGGGAGAAGGUCCUCCGUCAAGGAGAGGUGGAGCUUCACAGCAAUGUAAAGGAGACACAAUGCAAGGAGGCAGAGCUACAGAAAAGAGAGGAGGUCCUCCUUCAAAGAGAGGUGGAGUUUCGCAACGAGGAAGAGGAGACGCAAAGCAAGGAGGCGGAGCUACAGAAAAGAGAGGAGGUGGAGCGUGGUAGCGAGGAAGAGGAGAAACAACGCAUGGAGGCGGAGCUACGGAAGAGGGAGAAGGUCCUCCGUCAAGGAGAGGUGGAGCUCCGCAGCAAGGUAAAGGAGACACAAUGCAAGGAGGCGGAGCUACAGAAGAGAGAGGCGGUCCUCUGUCAAGGAGAGGCGGAGCUUCGCAGCAAAGAAGAAGAGGUUCAGAGCGAGAAGGCGGAGCUAAAGAAGAGGGAGAAGGUCCUCCUUCGAAGAGAGGUGGAGUUUGGCAGCGAGGAAGAAGAGAUGCAAAGCAAGGAGGCGGAGCUACCGAGCAGAGAUGAGGUGGAGCGUAGUAGCAAGGAAGUGGAGAUACAACGCAAGGAGGCGGAGCUAAAGAAGAGGGAGAAGGUCCUCCGUCAAGGAGAGGUGGAGCUUAGCGGAAAGGAAGAAGGGAUGCAACAAAAGGAGGCGGAUCUACAGAGGAAAGUGGAGGUCCUCCGUCAAGGAGAGGUGGAGCUUCACAGCAAGGUAAAGGAGACCCAAUACAAGGAGGCGGAGCUACAGAAAAGAGAGGAGGUCCUCCUUCAAAGAGAGGUGGAGUUUUGCAGCGAGGAAGAAGAGACGCAAAGCAAGGAGGCGGAGCUACGGAGCAGAUAUGAGGUGGAGCGUGGUAGCAAGGAAGAGGAGAAACAACGCAAGGAGGCGGAGCUACGGAGGAGGGAGAAGGUCCUCCGUCAAGGAGAGGUGGAUCUUCACAGCAAGGUAAAGGAGACACAAUGCAAGGAGGCGGAGCUACAGAAGAGAGAGGCGGUCCUCUGUCAAGGAGAGGUGGAGCUUCACAGUAAGGAAGAAGAGUUGCAACAUAAGGAGGCGGAGCUGCAGACGAAAGAGGAGGUCCUCUGUCAAGCACAGGUGAAGAUUGGCUGCAGGGAGGAAGAGGUUGAGAAAAAAGAGGCGGAGCUACAGAAGCGCGAGGAGGUCAUUUUUCAAGGACAAGUGGAGCUUGGCUGCAAAGAGGAAGAGGUGGAGAACAAGGAGCUGGCAUUGCAGAAAAGGGUGGAGGUCCUUUGUCAUGAAGAGAUGCAGCUCCGUAAUCAGAAGGACCAGGUGGAGAGCAAGAAUGAAUCAGAGCUUGACAGCAAGAAGAAAGAAGUCCAGAGAAAAGAGGCGGAGCUACAGAAGAGAGAGGAGCUUCUCGGUCAAGGAGAGUUACAACUUUGCGGGAAGAAGGAAGAAGUCCAGGGAAAAGAGGCGGAGCUACAGAAGAGAGAGGAGCUGCUCUAUCAAGGAGAGUUAGAACUUUGCCAGAAGAAGGAAGAAGUCCGGGGAAAGGAGGCGGAGCUACAGAAGAGAGAGGCGGUCCUCUGUCAAGAAGAGUUGGAACUUUGCCAGAAAAAGGAAGAUGUCCAGGGAAUGGAGGCGGAGCUACAGAAGAGCGAGGAGGACCUCUGUCAAGGAGAGUUAGAACUUUGCCAGAAGAAGGAAGAAGUCCAGGUAAAGGAGGCGGAGCUAACGGGGAGAGAAGUGGUCCUCUGUCAAGAAGAGCUAGAGCUCUGCGGGAAGAAGAAAGAAGUCCAGGGAAAGGAGGCGGAGCUACAGAAGAGAGAGGAGGACCUCUGUCAAGGAGAGUUAGAACUUGUUAGGAGGCAGGAAGAGCUCCAGAGCAAGGAGACAAAGUUGCAGGAGUUGGAGGACGAGCUGCAUGGAAAAGAGGAGGAGGUGAAAGGGAAGGAAGCAGGGCUACAAAAGUUGAGGGAAGCGCUGUCUCAAGAAGAGGCGGAGCUUAGCCGCAGGGAAAGGAAUAUGCAGAUCAGGGAGGAGGCGCUACAAGAAGGGAAGAAUGAGCUUCAUAGAACAAAGGUGAACCUGCAGGGCAAGGAGGAGCAAGUGAAGGAAGGAGAGCAGGAGGUAGAGAAGAGGCUUAAUGCUGAGCUGCUGGAGAAAGAAGACAUCAUCAGCGACCUGAAGGGGGCGUUGGAGAGCCAACUGCGGGCCAGGGUGAGGGCAGAAGAGGAAGCGGCCGACGUCAGAGACGCUCUGCUGAAGCGCUCCUCUCAGCACGCCUCGGUGUUGGAGGAGCUGAAGCAAGCACAGAAGGAGCUCCAGCUGGCGGCGGAGGACAUCGCCAGGAUGGAGCGUGUGCACAAGGAGCAGCAGAUGGAGAGCAGCAGGCUCCAGGAGGUGCAGGCUGCUGUGCAAAGGCAAGAAGAGCUGCAGGAGGAGCAGGCGCAGGAGCUCAGGUCUCGCUCAGCAUCCCUGCUGGAGCAGCUUCAGGAGCUCCAAACGCAGCUGCGCCAGGCCCAGGAGGAGCGCUCUCACCUGAGCGCGCACCUGCACACGCUGCAGGAGGCCAAAGACGCACUGGGCGGCGAGGUGCAAUGUCUGAGGGAGGAGCUGCACCAGGCGGAGAUGAGGGCCAGCAGAAUGGAGGAGGAGGAGAAGAAGAGGAUGGCAUUAAAGGAGGAGGCUGACUUGGUACAGGAAAGAGGAAGCAAACAUGAGAUGCUCCAUUCAGGCAUAUUGUCAUUAGAAGAGGAGCAGAUGAGUGCUGUCAGAGAGGGGGAGGAACAUGUGCAAGAAUGCCAGCUGCAGGAGGAGGACAAAAACAAGCUGGAAGAAAAGGAGGCCAGAAUGGAGCAGCUGGAACUCCUGCUGACAAAAACACAUUCCCUGGAGGAAGAAGUGACCCAAUGGAAGGAAAAGGCCAAACAGAUCUCCUUAAUGCUGGAGGAGCGGGAAAGGGAGGUGCAGCAGCUGAAGAGCACGUGGACUGAGAUGGAGGGGGAGAAGAAAGAACAGGAGGAACACGCGCGAGAAUACCUGAGCUCGGAACUGCUAGAGGAGGAAACGAGCAAUCCGGAAGAAAAGGAGGUCAGAAUGGAGCAGCUGGAACUCCUGCUGAGGAAAACACAAUCCCUGGAGGAAGAAGUGACCCGAUGGAAGGAAAAGGCCAAACAGAUCUCCUUAAUGCUGGAGGAGCGGGAAAGGGAGGUGCAGCAGCUGAAGAGCACCUUGAUAAAGAUGGAGGACGAGGAGGACAGGAUGAGAGAAGUGCAGAGGAGAAGUGACGAAGAGCGGAAGCAGCUGGAAGUCCAAUGUGAGAACAUCCAAAAAGAGAUGGAGGAGAAGAAGAAAAGACUGUGGGAGGUGGAGAGGAGGCUGGAGCAUGAAGACUUGUUGGACAAGGAGGUCCAUACAGCUGAGGAGGAAUGUGUUCCAAGAGAGGAGGAGUUGCAGCAGACUUUGGCGAGGGAGAAACAGAAAGUACAAGAUAAGCUGCGGAGGGCCGAGGAGGAGGUGAAGGCUCUUAGAGAGGAUUUGGUAAGGGAAGGGAGAAGGAGAGAGGAGGCGCAUCAGGAACUGAGAGGAGCACAACAUAUGGUGGAGGUGAUGGAGCUCAACCUGAAAGCCCUGGAAAAGGAGGUGAAUGACAAGCAACAGGCCAUGGAGGGCGAGUACGAGAAGAUGAAGGCCCUGAAGCAACUCUUGCAAGAGAGCCACGACCAGGGGGAGCGUCUGAGGGGCGCCCUGGAGGAGGAAAGGAAGACCAGCCAUGAUAGAGGAGUCGCAGCUGAAGGACUGGAGGCCAAGCUGAGGGACCUGCAGGAGAACUUGAGACAGGCGCAGCAGGAGGGGAGGAGAGAGGCUGGAAAACGACGGAGGACAGAUGAGGAGGCCGAGCAGGUGAGGACCGAGGAGGAGGAGAAGACCGAGCAGGAAAGCACCUAUACGGUGGAGCAAUGGACCACAGAUGAUGAAGAGGAGGAGGAGACGGAGCAGGAGAGGACAUAUGAGGAGGAGCAAUGGAAGACAGAGGAGGAGGAGAAGACAGAGCAGGAAAGGACCUAUAUGGUGGAGCAAUGGAAGUCAGAGGAGGAGGAGAAGACUGAGCAGGAGAGGACAUAUAAGGAGGAGCAAUGGAAGACCGAGGAGGAGGAGAAGACGGAGAAGGAAAGGACAUAUGAGAAGGAGCGAUGGAAGACCAGGGAGGAGGAGAAGACCGAGCAGGAGAGGACAUAUGAGGAGGAGCAAUGGAAGAAAGAGCAGGAGGAGAAGUCCGAGCAGGAGAGGACAUAUGAGGAGGAGCAAUGGAAGACCGAGGAGGAGGAGAAGACGGAGCAGGAAAGGACAUAUGAGAAGGAGCAAUGGAAGACCAGGGAGGAGGAGAAGACCGAGCAGGAGAGGACAUAUGAGGAGGAGCAAUGGAAGAAAGAGCAGGAGGAGAAGUCCGAGCAGGAGAGGACAUAUGAGGAGGAGCAAUGGAAGAAAGAGCAGGAGGAGAAGUCCGAGCAGGAGAGGACAUAUGAGGAGGAGCAAUGGAAGAAAGAGCAGGAGGAGAAGUCCGAGCAGGAGAGGACAUAUGAGGAGGAGCAAUGGAAGACCAGGGAGGAGGAGAAGACGGAGCAGGAGAGGACAUAUGAGAAGGAGCAAUGGAAGACCAGGGAGGAGGAGAAGACCGAGCAGGAGAGGACAUAUGAGAAGGAGCAAUGGAAGACCAGGGAGGAGGAGAAGACCGAGCAGGAGAGGACAUAUGAGGAGGAGCAAUGGAAGAAAGAGCAGGAGGAGAAGUCCGAGCAGGAGAGGACAUAUGAGGAGGAGCAAUGGAAGACCGAGGAGGAGGAGAAGACGGAGCAGGAAAGGACCUAUACGGUGGAGCAAUGGACGACAGACGAUGAAGAGGAGGAGAAGACGGAGCAAGAGAGGACAGAUGUGAAUGAGGCAGAUGUUGAGAGGUGUGUGGAGGAGGUGCAGGAACAGUCCCCAACCAGAAGCAGCAUGGAGGACUUGAGGAGGCGAGACGUGCAAAAGGAGGCUGAGCUGCUGGUGUCCACCAGGAGGACAGAGGAGAGCAAGGAGGACCUGCAACAAAGCAAAAGGGACUUCCUGCUGUCCUUGGACCAUUCCUUCCGUCAGGCACAUAGCCCUGAAGGGGGCGGGGCUAAAGGCUUGAUAUUUCAGUGUUGUGUGGCCCACCUGGAACUGAAACUGGAGCGAGCCCAGGAGAGAAUCCACCACCUGAAGGAGAAGAACAAGAAAGUGAAGACUGAGAGAGAUAUACUGAGACAGGUGUGUCAACUGCACGUGUCACUGGCACUGGAUAACCAGCAGAGGGCGAUGUUGCUCAGGAAGAGUCCAUGUCCUUAGACCCUCCUCCAGGACCCGAAUGCAUCAUUGGCAGCCUCUUCUGAGACCCUAGGGAGGCGGAGGAGGCGGAGGAGGCGGAGGAGGAGGUGUCCCUCGGCCAAUGCUGGCAGGGAACUAAAAAGGACAUUUUAGUAGUACAAGGUCAUUCUUCCUGCCUGCCACACGGUGGCGCCACACUGCAGGUGCUCCUCAACGCUUUGAGGGCACUGAGCCCUCCAAGUGGUUUCUCCACACAUGUAAGUAUUAUAUUUAUUACCUUUGUGUUGUCAUUGGACUGCCAGAUGUUACAUUUACUCAGCCCAAAUGUUGCCUACACAACAUUAUUACUGACAGAUGUCAUUAUAACUGCAAUUAAUACACAUGUCUUAUUAAAUGUCUCAUUAAGUGUA